Molecule: messenger RNA, 1545 nt
Organism: Episyrphus balteatus (marmalade hoverfly)
Lineage: Eukaryota; Metazoa; Arthropoda; Insecta; Diptera; Syrphidae
Product: probable cytochrome P450 304a1
Exons: 6
Coding region: 1-1545 (514 amino acids)
Molecular function (GO): monooxygenase activity; iron ion binding; oxidoreductase activity, acting on paired donors, with incorporation or reduction of molecular oxygen
Source: RefSeq, a predicted model, not a curated record
AUGAUCACGAUAACGACAUUUCUAGUAACCGCUUUAGCGACCAUACUAUUUUAUUUUUCAUAUCGAUAUGCAUUUAAACGACCUGAAAAAUGUGCUCCUGGUCCUCCGCGGAUACCUAUUUUUGGAAGUUAUCUAUUUUUGAUGUUGGCUGGAGGAAAGUGGCUUCACAAGGGAGCACUUUUAUUAAGCAAAAUCUAUAAAUCUGAUGUUAUUAGUUUAUAUAUUGGAGAUGCCCUAACUUAUGUUGUUCAUAGCCCUGAAGGAGUUAAGGAAAUUCUUAACAAUAGUGCAUAUGAUGGACGCGUGGACAUAUUUCUUGCUCGUAUGAGGGACCCAAAUCACAAUAAGAAAGGUAUUUUCUUCCAAGAUGGACCAAUCUGGAAAGAACAACGUCGCUUUAUACUUCGCUUUCUGCGUGACUUUGGAUUUGGUCGACGCUUUCAAGAUCUAGAACUAGUUAUUAAUGAAGAAAUUAAAGAUCUCAUAGAUUUAAUCAAAAAUGGUCCUAAGUUUGACCAUGAACAAGCUAUUGCAAAAAAUGGAAAAAUUUUGUUCCCUUUGGUAUUUGCUCCUUGCACAGCAAAUUGCAUAUUAUAUGUGAUGUUUAAUGAAUCUGUUCCACGUGCAGAGCAAAAAAGUCUGAUUGACCUGGGAAAGAAUGGAUUACAAUUUCAAAGAAAUAGUGAUGAUUACGGCAAAAUGCUUAGCAUUAUACCAUGGAUUCGGCAUAUUUUCCCAGAAAUGAGUUCAUAUCGUCCAAUUUAUGAGUCGAAUAAAUUUGUCUACGAAUUCUUUGAAAGAUGGAUUCAAAAAUAUAUGAAAACAUACGAAGAAGGCUCAGAAAGAAAUUUUGUGGACUUGUAUGUUCAACAAAUGCGUAAAGAACAAGUGGAAGGAAAUCUUCAAACAUCUUAUUUAUACGAUCAGUUUGUUCUUAGCUUAAUUGAUUUUUCAUUUCCCGCCUUCACUGCGAUCGGUGUCCAAAUGUCUCUUAUUAUCCAAUGGAUGCUAUUGAGGCCUGAUGUUUUGAAAAAAGUUCAAACUGAAAUUGACGAAUAUGUUGGAUCUGGAAGACUACCUUGCCUAGAUGAUCGAAAAAAUCUUCACUAUACUGAAGCUACUAUACGAGAAGGAUUACGAAUGGAAACGUUAGUGCCUUCCGAUAUUCCUCAUGUUGCAAUGGAAGAUACCGAAUUUUUCGGAUAUGAGAUUAAAAAGGGAACUAUUAUGAUACCAAGCCUUUAUGCAUAUCAUUCGGACAAGAGAGUGUGGAACGAUCCAGAAAACUUUAGACCAGAACGAUUUUUAGACGAAAAUGGGAAAUUAUGUUUAAAAUCGGAUGUCUCAUUGCCAUUUGGUGCAGGAAAGAGACUUUGUGCUGGUGAAACUUUUGCUAGAAAUAUGCUAUUCUUGUUAUUUGCUUCACUCUGUCAGAACUUCAAUAUAAAACUAUCUCCUGGUGAAUCACCCCCAGAUAUGUCCAAAAACAACAAUGGAUUAAUUAUUACGCCACCCGAUUUUUGGCUAACCAUGGAGGCUAGAUAA